Messenger RNA from Phoenix dactylifera (date palm), 2824 nucleotides. RefSeq names its product RING/FYVE/PHD zinc finger superfamily protein (gene MS1). NCBI's taxonomy places the organism in Eukaryota, Viridiplantae, Streptophyta, Magnoliopsida, Arecales, Arecaceae. The record is from RefSeq and is a predicted model, not a curated record.
AUCGCUCGAACCAAGACAAUUUUUUUUUUACUAAAAUUCAGUUUCUUCCAAACUAUGAAUGUAGAUUCCAGAUUGAUUCUCUUCCACUUGGUUCCUCCCUGCAAUCUUCCCCUAACUAAUUUGCUACCUAACUCAAAGAAACCAGGAGGAAUUCAUACAUUUCACAUAGAGGAGAAGUUAUAGAAGAGCAUGCAUCCCAUUCUCCUAAAUUGAAUAGUAAUCAACUCCUAUAGGAUGAUUCUUUAAACUAAUAACUUCUCGAUGGUUGGUUAGCCAAGGCACAUUUUAUUUUUCUUUAUCCUUGUUCCAUCUCUCCAUUUUUGAGAUAAUGUCGGAGACUAUGGAGAAAUUGAUGACUCUCCUGGUGAUCGCUACGAGCCUUUCUCACCAGUGAGAGGUGCAUGAACGAAAGCAUGGUUCGAUUAAAAAACUCGAAUCUUCCAUCAUACCAUAGGCUCCCACGACAUGAUCGAAGGUCUAUUUGGAGUUUAGAAAUGGAUCAUGCUGAAAGCAAGUAGUCAUGCAAGCCAAUUUGAUAAGGCAUUGCAUGUUUGGUUCCUUUCAAAUUUAAUAGCUAGGCACUAAGUGUGUGAUCAAACUUUAUAGACUUACAUCUCAUGUUCAUGCACAUCUAAAUAAAAGCCUCACGUUCAGUUCAGCUCUGAGAUUCUGUUCAUGGCAAAGAUGCAUAACAACCUUGGAGGUUCAAGAAAGAGGAAGCGAGGGGACCAAAUCUAUACGUUCGAUUCCUUCGGUGAGCCUGGACAGCCAACCGAUUUCAAUGGCACGUUCCAAGAGAACAUUGAAGCCCUCUUAGGGUAUGGGCACCUAGAGGCUCCUGAUCAUGAAGAUAUGAAGUUUCGAUCGUUUCAACUUGAACUCCAUCGCCAUCCUCAAACAAUUUUGAGGCUGUUCAUCGUCGAAGAACUGGUUGGAAUGUCACUUUGCCGCCGAUGUCGCUAUUGCCAUUCUGCUGGUUGGGGUCACCAUAUGAUCUGCAACAAGAGAUAUCACUUUGUGUUACCUGCAAAGGAUGCUAUAACAGAAGCGGAGGAACUCAGCAUCAAGGUUAGCAAUGAAGGGUUCAAGAAAGCAACAACAGGAUCAAAAUCACAGGACUUGGAAGGCCACUUACUACAUGGCGUAAUUCAUUCAAAUGGUUUUGGGCAUCUGCUUUGCAUCAAUGGCUUUGAAGGAGGUUCUUAUUUCGUUUCAGGUCAUCAAAUUCUAGAUUUAUGGGAUCGAAUAUGCGGCGCAUUACAAGUAAGGAAGGUGAGCUUGAUUGACGAGGCAAGGAAGGGAACCAUGGAGCUAAGGUUAAUCCAUGGGGUGGCCUAUGGUGAGUCUUGGUUUGGACAAUGGGGCUACAAAUUUGGCCAUGGAAGCUAUGGGAUCACUCAUCAAAUGUACAAACAAUCUCUUGAAGCCUUGCGAGCCCUCCCACUCUGCCUUUUAAUUCCCCACUUUGCCUUCUCCAGUCAUGAAAUCUCAAUGAUUGUCACCAGAUAUCAGGGAGUCUGCAGUCACACACUUGGAACCCUAGGCCAACUCUUUCACUUCAUGAUUGAACUGAAGGCACGCCUACCCCAACACCCUGCCACUGCUAUGGACUACCAUGGAAUUAUAACCGAAGCUACAUGCAGAUGGUCAGUGAAACGUGUGGAGAUGGCUGCUCAGGUGAUUGUGGAAGCACUUAAGAAGUCUCAGUUCAAAUGGGUAACAAGGCAAGAGGUCAGGGAUGCUGCUAGAAACUACAUUGGCGAUACGGGCCUGCUUGACUACGUGCUCAAAUCGCUUGGAAACCACAUUGUGGGGAACUACAUUGUUCGAAGAAUGGUGAAUCCAGUAACCAAAGUGUUGGAAUACUGCUUGGAAGACAUUUCAAGUGUGUUUCCUAACCUCGAUGGCUUGCCAUCAGGCGGUCAUUGGAAGGCGAGGGUCGGAUUCCAGAUUACAAGGGUGCAGAUCAUGAGAGACAUGCUGUAUCUAUACAAGCACAUCCUCAAAGAGCAAAGGCCAACAACAGCCACAGGUAUAUUUGGUGCUAUUCCAAUGGCAGUAAGAAUGAUCCUUGACAUCAAACACCUUGUGAAGGACUGCGAAGAACCAUUCCCGUCAGUCAGGGAAGUUGAAAGCGAAGGACAUAUGAAACUAACGUGCAUGCUCCGGAUCAGAAACGAUCAGACUAAAGUGGAAAUUACCAUGAAGGAGUUGCCACCGUACGAUAUAGUAGCUAUACCUAUUCAUGCAAGGAUGGCCAACUUAAAAGAGGACGUUGAGAGGUACUUCAGGGAGACUUAUUGGGGUCUGAAGAGCUUCGUAGCUGAGAUGUUGAUCGAUGCCAAGGGAGAGGACUCGGAUUUGGUUUCUGAGGAGAUCAAGUCAGGGACUAGCAUCAUCGUUGAGGGAAGAAUUGAGAAGGAUGAAGAGGAGAUUUAUGAAUGUGGGAAAAAUAAUGGGAUGGUAGAUUGUCCAUGUGGUGCAAGGGAGGAGGAUGGUGAACGGAUGGUUUGCUGCGAUAUAUGUGAAGUUUGGCAGCACACUCGAUGCGUAAGAAUUCCAAAUGAUGAGGACAUUCCUCAUGUCUUUCUUUGUAGACAGUGUGAGAAUGGCAUUGUUUCCUUCCCUUCUAUUCACCAUUAGAGUGCGGUCAUCUUCAAUGGUUUAGUAGUUAUUGAGGGCUUAGUUGAUGAUAAACAAGAAUUAUACUGAAGUAUGCAUUGUAUUAACAAGAUAAUUAAAGUGUUGCUUGUGGUUACAGAUGUCUGAUUUUGAUGGGAAUACAUAGAAUUGGGGAACAUAUAGGGUGGAUCCCAUCGGGUGA